CCCUCCCCGAAAAAAGCCGAGCGGCACAGCGAUCUCCCUCCCCUCCCUCUCCGGAUCUCCAUUGGUGGUGCAAAGCAAAGCGAGCAGCCAUGUUGCCGAGAGCUUGUUCCGGUAUGAGGGCAGCCUGUCGUGCUUCUUAGACCGCAUUUGGGCGCAGCUCUUCAGCUUCUUUGAGCUUCCAGGCUCAACCGAUCGAUCGAUCAUGGAUCCUACAAGUUGAUUGAUUUAAGACCAAAAAAACAACAACCUCACAGUGGUGACUAUUUGAGGGAAAUAUUAAGCCAAUGGUGGUAUCAUCAGGACGGGCCACACUGCAGUGCAGCACUGGUGAGCGAGCGUGUUGCUACCAAGAAGCCGGAGAGACGCCGCUUUUCCUGGAUUGUGUGCCUCGCUGUGUGGCGGCCGUCUACCGCCACCUCCAUAGCCGUCUGUGGCCGCUGGAGCUUAGGCUGGCUGGCUAACUCGCUCCCGCCUCGGAGGAAUCGGCUAUCUCCAUGGGCUAAAUCAAACUUUUUACUAUUUCUACAUCUUUCUAUUUGUUUGGAUAGUUGGACAUCUCACGGGGGGACAUUUUGAGCUGUUAUUUUGUGACUUGGCGAAACCGGAACAUUGUCGGGAAUCAUUUUGGCCUGGAAGUUUUUUUUUUUUAAGGCUUGGAUUUAAAUCUCGAAGGAAUUAUACUUAAGUGUCAUUUUUAGUCACUAUUUGAUUUCAUUCUAAAUUGAAAGCCACCGUUCUAGUUAGCAUGCUAUUUGAACCGUGUCUCGUUCAAUACAUAGAUUAGCUUAACUUUCCCCCCCCCCAGCUAGCUGAAGGAAGUUCGCUGCUUCAAACGUCACAGCUUCGUGGUCGCCCACGGACUCCCCCUAAAUAAUAACAGGGGGUCGGAAUUCUCGAAACCAGUUAUUUUCGGAGGACAUUUGGCUGUUUUUUGUCAAACAUGGGGCGCACAGUUGACGCUAGCUAGUCCCUUGCUAGCUAGCUAACUCGGCCAGCCGCUGAUGUUGGAUCCAACUUGUUGAUUCACAGGCUAGCUAACGUGUUGCUAGCAGGCUAGCACCGGGCAUCUUGUUGGUGGUUUUCCUUUUACUCCAAACAUCACCAACAUACGCGAUUAAAUGAACAGAAGCCAGUGAAGAAUCAUUCUUGGAUUGCCUCUGCCUUUUUUUUUGCAAAACACAAAGUCAAAUGUCAACAAGGAUCCCACUGGUGCAAGUCAUUGAGAAUUCUGCAGGGCAGGACUCCAAGGUGUCUGGCCGUUCCAGCAUGUCGCGAUGUAGGAACUCCAUCUCGACCACUACAUCGGACGACCAGCCACAUAUUGGCAACUACCGGUUGCUGAAGACCAUCGGCAAGGGCAACUUCGCAAAGGUCAAACUGGCCCGGCACGUCCUCACUGGCAAAGAGGUGGCUGUUAAAAUUAUUGAUAAAACACAGCUCAACUCCUCCAGUUUGCAGAAGCUCUUCCGGGAGGUGAGGAUCAUGAAGAUGUUAAACCACCCUAACAUCGUUAAGCUCUUUGAAGUGAUCGAGACGGAAAAGACUUUGUACCUGGUGAUGGAGUAUGCAAGUGGAGGAGAGGUUUUUGAUUACUUGGUGGCUCAUGGCAGGAUGAAGGAGAAAGAAGCCCGUGCCAAAUUCAGACAGAUUGUGUCAGCAGUGCAGUAUUGCCAUCAGAAGUGUAUAGUACACAGAGACCUCAAGGCAGAGAACCUGCUGCUGGAUGCAGACAUGAACAUCAAGAUAGCAGACUUUGGCUUUAGCAACGAGUUUACUCUGGGGAACAAACUGGACACGUUCUGUGGCUCCCCACCCUACGCCGCUCCAGAGCUAUUCCAGGGCAAGAAGUAUGACGGCCCUGAGGUGGAUGUCUGGAGCCUGGGAGUCAUCCUUUACACACUCGUCAGCGGCUCUCUGCCUUUCGAUGGCCAGAAUCUCAAGGAGCUGAGAGAGCGUGUUCUGCGUGGCAAAUACAGGAUUCCUUUCUACAUGUCCACUGACUGUGAGAACUUGCUCAAGAAGUUCCUCAUCCUGAACCCCUCCAAAAGAGGCAGCCUAGAGCAGCAGAUAAUGAGGGACCGGUGGAUGAAUGUAGGCUACGAAGAGGAGGAACUCAAACCCUACAUUGAACCGCAGCCAGAUUAUAAGGACCCUAGGAGGACAGAUAUUAUGAUACAGAUGGGAUUCUCUCAGGAGGAACUCCAGGACUCACUGGUGAAUCAGAAGUACAAUGAUGUGAUGGCAACAUACCUGCUAUUGGACUAUAGGAACUCUGAGCUGGAAGAGAGUGGUAUCAAGCCCCGACCUGGAAGUGAUGUAAGCAACAUAAAUGCCCCCUCCCCGCCUCACAAGGUACAGCGUAGUGUAUCAUCCAACCAGAAGCCUCAAAACCGCAGAGCUACUGACCAAGGCUCCUCUUACUCAAAGAGAGGAGACAACCGGACUUCUGGGGAAGAUUCUGUGAGGAAAGGUUCAUCGGGCAGCUCAACUACCAAGGUGCCAGCAAGCCCUUUGGUCUCCUCUGACCGCAAGAAGAGCGCCACGCCCUCUACUAAUAGCAUCUUGUCCACCGGCACUGGGCGCAGUCGGAACUCUCCUCUGACUGAGAGAGCCACGCUGGGCAUCCAGAACGGCAAAGACAGCCUAAACACUCCGGGUUCCCGUGCCUCCACUGCCUCAGCCGCCGCCGUCCUCUCCUCCUCCUCCUCCUCCUCCUCCUCACGUCCCCGCCACCACAAGUCCUUGUCCUCCUCCAAUCAUCCAUGCGCCACUGACCUGCAUGCACAACGGCCCAGUGCGCAAUCUCAGCGGGCACCUGGCGCCUCCCCGUCGGCCCACAACAUCAGCAGCGCGGCGGUGACGGACCGCACCAACUUCUCCCGCGGGGUGGGCAUUCGCAGCACGUUCCAUGCAGGCCAGCAGCGGGGGGCCCGGGACCAACAGGGCUCUGCCUACCCUGGCGGGCCCGCGUCUCCAUCGCUGUCACAUGGCAACAGCCAGGCACGGAGGACACACGGCGCCACAGGGAUUUUCAGCAAGUUCACGUCAAAGUUUGUACGCAGAAAUCUGUCGUUCAGGUUUCCAAGAAGGAGUCCGUAUGAGGGAGAGGGUCGGGAUGAGGGGAGCAGGUCCAUGCUGAGCAGCACGGUCGACAAGUCAGAGAAGACGUCUGGUGGCGUUCUCUCCUCCUCUUCCAACAAUGAUGAGAAUAACUCCUCACCAGGAUCUGGGAACACUGGCGGCACAGGCACCCCCCCAGCCAUUGCCAACCAGAAGGACUCGGCCAAGCCCCGCUCGCUGCGCUUCACCUGGUCCAUGAAGACCACGUCGUCCAUGGAGCCCACGGAGAUGAUGCGCGAGAUCCGCAAGGUGCUGGAUUCCAACAGCUGCGAGUACGAGCUGCGCGAGCGCUACAUGCUGCUGUGCGUGUCAGGUAACCCGGCCCGCGAUGACUUCGUCCAGUGGGAGAUGGAGGUGUGCAAGCUGCCGCGGCUCUCCCUCAACGGCGUGCGCUUCAAGCGGAUCUCGGGCACGUCCAUCGCCUUCAAGAACAUUGCGUCAAAGAUUGCCAACGAGCUCAAGCUGUGAGCAUCCCGUGGGGGGGACUGGGUGGGAGGGCUUUAGGGUCUGAGUGCGCGGCUGUGCUGGAGCUUGACAGCUUGGAAUGACAUGAUUGUCCCACAAUGCGUUGAAGUAGGGCCAUCCCUGAGCUUUUCUUUCUUGAUCUUUUCUUCCCAGACGGUUGGAACUCUUGAUGUGAAGUACUUACAAAUCGGCAUCUUCUUCUUUCCCUUAUUUGUUUUUUCCAAAUAUUUCCGCCACUUUCUGCUUUUCUCUGCAUGUCGGAUCUGCUCCUGUUCGAUCACCUCGGGCACUCCUGUCACUUCCUUGCUAUUUAUUCGCUGCACAGAUCUGUUCUAGGGAGGGAAGCGGUCUUGGAGAGCAAGGAUUGACUUCAUGAUGGAAUGUGGAGCCUUGUUUUCUGGAGUUGUUCCCAUUCUCCAAAAUGGAUCCAUGGACUCGCAACCGAGCCAUGCCCUCAGACAAAAAUGGCUUUGUUGAUCUUGAUGAUAGAAAGGAUGCCUCAUUCAUCACCAGCCCUGAACUGAACCGUGUUACACACACACACACACACACACACACACACACACACACACACACACACACACACACACACACACACACACACACACACACACACACACACACACACACACACACACACACACACACACACACACACA
Molecule: messenger RNA, 4244 nt
Organism: Entelurus aequoreus (snake pipefish)
Lineage: Eukaryota; Metazoa; Chordata; Actinopteri; Syngnathiformes; Syngnathidae
Gene: mark2b
Product: MAP/microtubule affinity-regulating kinase 2b
Exons: 21
Coding region: 1189-3588 (799 amino acids)
Biological process (GO): intracellular signal transduction; microtubule cytoskeleton organization; protein phosphorylation
Cellular component (GO): cytoplasm
Molecular function (GO): protein serine/threonine kinase activity; tau-protein kinase activity; ATP binding
Source: RefSeq, a predicted model, not a curated record